AUUUUGUUUUACAGUGAAACAUUUGCAAACUUUAGUAGUAUGAGUAAUUUUCAGUUCUAUAAUAGUCACUCUACCGAACGUUUAUAGUUAUUUGUUCUUCGCAAGAAAAAAAAACUAAUCAAGAGAAGUUCUGGGGUCAUUGAAAGUGUAGAGAUAUACAAGUCAAACAAAAAGAGAAGAUAAUAAAUCAAAGGAAAUAUUAAGUGUAACAAUACACGAUGAAUAGCACAACAAUAUCUGCUCAUCAUUCAUCAAAUUUACAGCUUUUUCCUGUUUGUGUUUUUUUGGGUAUCACCUUUUAUAAGAGUUAUUUAAUUCCACUAGGAGAAGAUAGUAUGAGACAUCUUGAAGUGUUUACUUUUUUUGAAUAUUUGAAUAAUUUCGAUAAUGAAUUUGAAAUGAAAAAUCAAUUUUUGCAAAAAAUGCUGAAAGAAAGUCGACCUUCUAAGGUAGAAGAUUAUGAAAUACCUGAUACGAAAAACGUGGAUAAAAGAUAUCAAUACAUCAUUAAGACAAGUAUUUCUAAGGCAAAUAGAAUCUACAUACGAGGUGAACCAGUUAAUUCUUUGACAAUUGAAGUAUUCAACCGGGCAAAGAAUGAAAUAAUCAAAUUUUCUCAGAAUUUUAAUAAAAAUAAUCAACAUUUUCCGUUAAAUUACAUCGAUAAGAGCCCAUGUCUUCUGGGAAUAAGUGUCAAAUUGAAUUUUUUUGUAACUGAAAGUAUGUAUAAGAAUUAUAUUUCACCAAUAUUCCAAGAAAAAAAUAUUAUUGGAAAUUCUCAAAUGGCAAGAAAAUUGAAGAUUCCCUGUUCUUUGGAUGAAACUUUAUACAAUAGCUGGACAAUGGCACUAAAACAAUUUUGUGAAAAAGGCAUAUCUGGUAUAAGGAAAGAUCAAGUUUUAUUGAACAGAGUUCGAAGAAGUGUCGAGGUAAUUAAUAAUUGUCAAAUCACAGUAUUAGAAAAACAGAAAACUGAAAAUGAAAAACAAAAAGAUAUGUAUUUUACAGAAAUAAUAUCAAAAAAAGGGUUUGUUGAAGUUUUUAAGAAUUUGAAAAGAAAAAAAGAUGUGUUUUAUUUUAAUGAUAUUACUCUAUUGACAGAUAUUAAUUUCGAUUAUGGAAAUAUUUAUAGGAAAAAAUCAAAAUAUUCUUCAGGUCAUACAAACGUUUUAUAUCAUAUUAAAUUUACUUCUCAACAUAGACUUGUCAAUUUAACUGCAUUUAAUGAUAGGUUUAAAAACCAAUACAUUGUAUUUCCAGAAAUUGAUUUCCUUGUAACAGAUGUCAUAUCUUUUCAUGGAAUUCUACAAAUUGAAUUGGAGGAAAAACCAACUACUAUAGACGAAUGGAAAUCAAUUAGAAGGGAUAAAUAUAUGUCACUUAACAAUAAAGAGAAGUCUAAAAGAAUGAAAAUUAUUGAGAAUGCUGCAUACCUUAUAUCAUUAAAUGAAAAUUUUAAAAGAAUAUAUAAUAUAGAAAAAUAUUUAAGAUUAUUCAUUUUAAAUAUCGACAGCGGUUGUAUUAAUUCAGUUCCUUCUUAUAAUAUGUUGGCAUGGGAUAUUCAACAAGAAAAUAUUAUUUUUCCAUCAAAAUAUUUGCAUUAUUUAAUGAAUAAUACUAAUAUUGUCAUUGAUGAUGUGCUAUUUAACAAAAAAAAUACAUUAUAUCCGGUUAAUUAUUUGAAUGAUGAAAUUAUCAUGAUAAUGUAUGUUUCUCGUGAGUCUACUGAUUUGAUGGUAAUAGAACAUGUGUUUAAAAAAUAUUUAAAUGAAUCUAAAAUUAAGUACAUCAUUAAUUUUUGGCAAUACUAUUUCAUUUAUAAAGUUUUAUAUAAAAAGGAAACAAAUUAUAAUUAUGUACGUGCAUAUAAUGCUGCAAUAUAUACACAGGCUCUAAGGCAAUGUGAUGAGAAAUUUAUCAAUGAUGAAACGAUCCUUUAUCGUGCUGAGUAUAUACCUAUUAAUGAUUUCUUAAUUUUAUCAGAUUUCGUUAAUGGUGAGCUAUUAAGUUAUCAAGAAACAUUUGAACUUUAUUACACAAAAGAAGAAGCAUUGGAAAAUUGUCUAUUUAGUAAAAAUUCUUCUGUUGGUAAAUUAAUUAUUCACAAAGUGAAAAUUAAAAACCAAGCUGUAUUAUUGGAUUUUAAUCGUAUAUUGAAUAAGGAUUUAGAAACAAAGUACUUACUUCCUCAAGUUAUUGAAUUGAAGAAAUAUAGCAUGGAGCCGAUAAGUAUUGAAGGUAAAGAUGAAGAUGCUAUAGAACUGAUAGAAUAUGAGGACGACGAUACCCCAAAAGAGAAGAUAAUGGUUAAACUAGCAAAUCUAAUUGAUGUACACUUAAAUGUCGAUCAUCCGACGAGAAUAUUAUAGAAUCAAACGAUUGCAAUGUUGAUAAUAAUAAUAUGAAUUGAAAUCAUAGUGUUAUUUAUUUUUCUUUCAUAAUAAAUUUGUUAAUAAUAAUUAAUAUAAUUAUAAUUAUUGAAUUUUUUUUUUAAUCAAAAAUACAAAAUUUUUUUAAAGUUUCUCUGACUGAAAUAGAUUUUUAAAGACUAGUGCCAACCACUGAUCUCUAUAAUAUAUAACUCUUUAUUUUGAAUGUCUAAUAUAAAAAAAAUGUUUUAAAAGGAAUUAAAUAAAAUUUGUUAUGUAGUAGAGUCAGCCGGGGUAAAUCCGAACGCUUUUAAUAAGUUUCAACAAUAACAUAAGUUUUUUCUUUUAAAAGACAAUACUUCCGGUAUUCUGGUGCAUGAAGUUGUUACUUUAUACUUCCAUAGAACAAUUUUAUGGGGUAGCAAAAAUUUUUGAUAAAUUACAUUCGCAGGAAACUUAGCGUUCGUAUUUACCUCGAUAUACUUUGCAAAUACGAACGCCGCACUAGAAAAAUCUUAGGGAAAAUAAAUUUAAAGUAUUGCAAUUGUUAAACUUAUAUAAAAAUUCAAAAAAAAUACGAUAAUAAACCUAUUAUGUAAUAAUGCAUCAUAAAUAAAUACAAAAAUCAAACAGAAUUAAAAUGCAUUACACAAUUAAAAC
This is a messenger RNA of Leptopilina boulardi, 3029 nucleotides long. RefSeq lists its product as uncharacterized. Bases 219 to 2369 code for a protein of 716 amino acids. The transcript has 2 exons. Lineage: Eukaryota; Metazoa; Arthropoda; Insecta; Hymenoptera; Figitidae. The record is from RefSeq and is a predicted model, not a curated record.